Puma concolor (puma) is the source of this 4133-nucleotide messenger RNA. The record is from RefSeq and is a predicted model, not a curated record. Lineage: Eukaryota; Metazoa; Chordata; Mammalia; Carnivora; Felidae.
AUGCCCAAGAUAGCCCUGAAUGGCGUGACAGUGGACUUCCCCUUCCAGCCGUACAAAUGCCAGGAGGAGUACAUGAGCAAGGUCCUGGAGUGUCUGCAGAAGAAAGUGAAUGGCAUCCUGGAGAGCCCCACAGGCACAGGGAAGACACUGUGCCUCCUCUGCACCACGCUGGCCUGGCGGGAGCACCUCCGUGACACCAUCUCUGCCCACAAGAUCGCCGAGAGGGCGCAGGGGGGGCUUUUUGUCGAUCACACCUUGUCCUGGGGAGCUGCCGCUUCCGAUGGAGACAGCACAGCCUGCUACUCGGACGUCCCAAAGAUCAUUUAUGCCUCCAGGACCCACUCGCAGCUCACUCAGGUCAUCAGCGAGCUUCGGAGCACCUCCUACCGGCCCAGGGUAUGUGUGCUGGGUUCCCGGGAGCAGCUGUGUAUCCACCCUGAGGUGAAGAAGCAGGAGAGUAACCACAUGCAGAUCCACUUGUGCCGGAAAAAGGUGGCCAGUCGUUCCUGUCACUUCUACAAUAACGUGGAAGAGAAGAGCCUGGAGCAGGAGCUGACUACCUCCAUCCUGGACAUUGAAGACCUGGUCAAAAGUGGGAACAAGCACAAGACGCACUGUGGCUUCCAGCAGCCGGAAAAGAUGUGUGAGGAGUCGGCAUCCUUCGACCUGACCCCCCAUGACGUGGCUUCUGGACUGGACGCCAUAGACCAGGUCUUGGAGGAGCAGACCAAGGUGGCACAGCAGGGCGAGUUCCACUUGGACUUCAGUGCGGACUCUGCCGCCUCAGGGCUGCGCAUGGAGUUGGAAGACCUCGCCAAGCUCAAGGUGAUCCUGCUUCGCCUGGAGGGGGCCAUCGAUGCCGUUGAGCUGCCGGGGGACCAGAGUGGUGUCACCAAGCCAGGGAGCUACAUCUUUGAGCUGUUUGCCGAAGCCCAGAUAACCUUUCAGACCAAAGGCUGCAUCCUCGACUCCCUGGACCAGAUCAUCCAGCACCUGGCAGGACGUACGGGGCCGUUCACCAACACAGCGGGGCUGCAGAAGCUCUCAGACAUCAUCCAGAUUGUGUUCAGUGCAGACCCUGCGGAGGGCGUUUCUAGUUCCGUGAUGGGGCCUGGGGUCUCUCAAUCCUACAAGGUGCACAUCCACCCUGAUGCCGGUCACCAGAGGACAGCUCGGCGAUCAGAUGCCUGGAACGCCACGGCGUCCAGAAAGCAAGGGAAGGUGCUGAGCUACUGGUGCUUCAGCCCCGGCCACAGCAUGCGCGAGCUGGUCCGCCAGGGCGUCCGCACCCUCAUCCUCACCAGCGGCACACUGGCCCCCGUGUCCUCCUUCGCCCUGGAGCUGCAGAUCCCUUUCCCAGUCUGCCUGGAGAACCCACACGUCAUCGACAAGCACCAGAUCUGGGUGGGGAUCGUCCCCAAAGGCCCCGAUGGAGCCCAGCUGAGCUCUGCCUUUGACAAACGGUUUUCUGAUGCAUGCCUGUCCUCCCUCGGCAAGGCGCUAGGCAACAUCGCCCGCGUGGUCCCGCACGGGCUCCUGGUCUUUUUCCCUUCCUACCCCGUCAUGGAGAAAAGCCUGGAGUUCUGGCGGGCCCGUGACUUUGCCAGGAAGCUGGAGUCCCUGAAGCCUCUAUUUGUGGAGCCGAGGAGCAAAGGUGGCUUCUCAGAGGUGGUGGAUGCUUAUUACACUCGAGUCGCCUCCCCCGGGUCCAGCGGGGCUACUUUCCUGGCCGUGUGCCGGGGGAAGGCCAGCGAGGGGCUAGACUUUGCGGACACGAACGGCCGCGGUGUGAUCGUCACGGGCCUGCCGUACCCCCCACGCAUGGACCCCCGGGUGGUCCUCAAGAUGCAGUUCCUGGACGAGUUGAAGGGCCGCAGCGGGCCUGGAGGUCAGCUCCUCUCCGGGCACGAGUGGUACCGGCAGCAGGCGUCCAGGGCUGUGAACCAGGCCAUCGGGCGGGUGAUCCGGCAUCGCCACGACUACGGGGCCAUCUUCCUCUGUGACCACAGGUUCACUCACGCGGACGCCAGAGCCCAGCUGCCCUCCUGGGUGCGCCCCCACGUCAAGGUGUAUGACAGCUUCGGCCACGUCAUCCGGGACGUGGCCCAGUUCUUCCGUGUCGCCCAGAAAAAUAUGCCGGUGCCGGGCCCCCUACUCGCUGCCCCAAGUCUGGGUGAGGGAGAAGGUGCUGUCAUGGUGGCCGUGUCGCCUGGCCCCCUCUCCACCAGGAAAGCCAAGAGUCUGGAUGUGCACGUCCCCAGCCUGAGGCGGAGACCCGCGGGGUCGCCGACCAGGGACGCCGAGAGCAGCCUGUGUGUGGAGUACGGGCGGGAGCUGGCCCUCGCUCAGCAGAGGCCUGUGGGGCUGCUGGCAGCCCUGGAACACAGCGAGCAUCUGGCUGGGGGGCCUGGGGACAAGGCCUCCCCUGGGGAGGAGAAGGCAGCGCAUGUCUCCACCCUGUCCCUCCCACGUGAGAAGAGGCCUGCACAGCAGCAGAAAGGAGGCAGAAGGAAGAUCAGGCUGGUGGGCAGCCGGGAGGGGCCGGCGGCCAGUACACAGGCGGGCAGGGCCAAGCUGUUCAUGGUGGCCGUGAAGCAGGCGCUGAGCCAGGCCAGCUUCGACACGUUCACCAGGGCUCUGCAGGACUACAAGGGCUCUGACGACUUUGAGGCUCUGGUGGCCUGCCUCGGCCCACUCUUUGCUGAGGAUCCCAAGAAGCACGGCCUGCUCCAAGGCUUCUACCAGUUCGUGCGGCCACACCACAAGCAGCAGUUUGAGGAGGUCUGCCUGCAGUGGACAGGCCAUGGCUGCGGCUACCGGCCUGAGCACAGCCUUCCUCAGAGGCGGGGCGCUCCGUCAGCCCAGGCCCCCAGGGGAAGGAGGGAGUGUGACCCAAAGCUGACCCUGUCCCAGGAUGCAGCCGGGCAACUGGACCCUGGACAGCACCUGAAUCAAGGCAGGCCUCACCUGGUCUCCGGACCAGCCCCGGCAGGAGACCCCAGCAGCUGUCCAAAAGAGGGUGGAUCUGGAGCCCCCAGGAUGGAGAAGCAAGGCCCGCCUGUGGGGAGCGCCUACUUGGCCGAUGUCCGAAAGGCCCUGGGGUCCGUAGGCUGCAGCCAGCUCCUCGCAGCGCUCACCGCCUACAGACGGGACGGUGACUUCGAGAAGGUGGUGGCCGUGGCGGCCGCACUCACUACCUCAAGGCCCGAGGACUUGCACCUGCUGGAGAGGUUUGGCGCGUUCCUGAGACCUCGCCACCAGCAGCGCUUCCGGCAGGUGUGCGCCGACCUGAUGGGCCCGGCCGCCCCGACCGCGGGCCCUGAGCCGCCGGGUCCCCAGGACAGGACCCCCACCGUGCCUCCCGACCUCGCCCACGGUGAUUCCAGGCCAGGCCCCCCAGGACAGGACAAACCCGGGAGGACCCAGAGCAAGAUCUUGGCCUUCCUUAGACCGAGGCAGGCCGGGGAUGCGGGGGCUCCCAGCCAGCCCCCCAGCGCCCCCCGCAGGCACGCGCCCUCCGAGUCCGGUAGGUCUCCUGGGAGGGGCCGCAGGGAGUGUGGGCAGUGGGCGCGGCGCAGCUGCCGCGGCGCUCACAGCGGCCCCCUUGGAGCAGGCUCGGCGUGCGCCGGCUGCGGGGCGGAGGACACGGUCCCUUUCCAGUGCCCUUCCUGCAACUUUCACCGCUGCCGGGCCUGCUGGCGACGGCUCCUCCAGGCCUCUAGGACUUGCCCGGCCUGCCACGCCCCUGCCAGGAAGCAGAGCAUCACGCAGGUCUUCUGGCCAGAGCCCCAGUGAGGCUGGAGACCCUCGGGCAGGCGGACGCCGCCUCUGUCCCAGACGCAGCUGGGACACUUGUCCCUUCACGGGGUGCGGGCCACGGGCCAGCCAGUGCCCGUGGGGAUGCCCCUGAAAUGGCAGCAGGAUCGGCGCCUGCCUAUGAGAAGCCCCGAAGUACCCUUAGGGUCUGGGGAGGGUCUGCUAAAAGGUACCUCUUCAGAACUUUACUUGGCUGCUUGUUUGUGGGUGGAGCUUCAGGCGCUUGGCUGCUGCGGCCUGAGCCCAGGACUGGAAAGUGGGGGAAACGCUCUGCUCCCUCCUCCCCGGGACCUGUGUGUGUGUGUGCGCGCGCGCGC